Oncorhynchus nerka (sockeye salmon) is the source of this 7557-nucleotide messenger RNA. RefSeq names its product pleckstrin homology-like domain family B member 2. Gene Ontology annotation, biological process: regulation of microtubule cytoskeleton organization. Gene Ontology annotation, cellular component: basal cortex. Gene Ontology annotation, molecular function: protein binding. The record is from RefSeq and is a predicted model, not a curated record. Lineage: Eukaryota; Metazoa; Chordata; Actinopteri; Salmoniformes; Salmonidae.
GAUGAGGAGUUGGAAGAGGUCAAGCAGAGGUGUCUGUUAACACCUACCCAUUAUGACUGUACAUUUGAGCACGCGCACACACACGCGCGCCCCCUGUCCAGUCCCUGUUCUUCCCAGGUCCCGUUCCAGCUGUUGUGCAUUCCUGUGCGCUACACGGCCAGCCUCUCAGUGUGUAUGUGUAUGUAUGUAUAUUUUGUUUGUGGGUGAGGACGGCGCAUCAAGUCUCUCCUGAAGAACCGCGAGUGCCGUUGAACUUCUCCGUCCAGCGGUGGAAUGCGCCGGUGAUGCGUCCUGGACAAGGUUUCAGAGGAAAGUGACAGCAGCAGAACCGCUUGGAUUUUUUAUUAAAGAGAAAGUUUGGGGACUUUUGUGUUUGUGUUGGAAUCUUCUCUCGUCAUGACCGAGCUUCUCAGCACCGUUUCAACAACGGACCCAGAGACACUCUGUCAGCCAGAGUCAGACCAGAUGAGUCCAGACGAGCCACAGUCUCCCUUGGACCUGAUAGACACAGGGAAAUGCCUGAAGGUCCAAACAGCCACACCACAUCUGGUCAGCCUGGGUAGUGGGAGACUGAGUGUGGCUAUCACCCUACUGCCCCUUAAAGAAGGAGUGACCCGUAUCGGGCGUGAGGACGCAGCGGUACCCCAAGACAUCACCAUCCAGGGUGUAGGUAUCGAGGCGGAACACUGCAUCAUCAUCAACACAUCAGGGGUCAUCAUCCUCGACCCUUGUGGGAACCUCUGCUCCUUGGACGGCGUCCCUGUGACAUCACCUGUCCCGCUCACACAAGGUUACUCUCUGUGUCUGGGUCAAUCCUACUUCUUCCGUUUCAACCAUCCAGAAGAGGCCAGCCGUAUGAAGAGCAUGCUGCCCCAGAAGAGCCCUGUCUCUCCUCUGGCCUACAGCACAGACUAUCUGAAGUUCAGUAGUGACUACAGCCAUGGGGUGGUGGGAGGGGCCGGCAGUGCAAGGGGGAUGCGUUCUGCCUCAGAGCUCCGUGAUUUGAUGGACACCUUACAACGAAAGAAGAUCGCCCUGGAGACCAGCCUGAGAGCCAAUGGGGACUCUAGCCCCUCCUACUUCAGUAUGACACAGUCUCCACCCACCACGCCUGUGACCUCACCCACCUCGAUGUCGUCAGCCUAUCAAGAGCAGGCUAGGCGUUUCUAUGGCUCUGAUCGCCCGCCCCUCUCAGUCAAAGCUGCGGUCCCUCCCUCCCCCUCUCGGCGCUCUGACCCCCCUUCCUCCCGAUCCUCCAUGACCCGGAACCAAUCCUACCAAUCACAAGACAGCCUGCUGGCCUCCCCUGGCGACGGGCGACGACAACUAAACCCAAACUCCUCCCCCCUGUUGUCGAUGUGGAACGGUGGAGGUUCCUCUAACUCAGUGGCCGGUGGUGAGAGCCUCUCCUCUCCUCCUCCACGUUCAUCCCUCUCUCCAACCAGUGGAGCAGCCAGCGUGCCCUCCAGCCCCCGCCUGGGACGCCGAAGUCACGGCAACCAUGAGCCGACACCUAGCAACCGAACCAGGAAGUACUCUGCAGGGUCGAUAGGCGGCAUGAUAGGAAGUCACAGCCUCUCUCUGCCCCGCCUCUGCCUGUCAUCGUCGCCACGUUCCCAUGAUAAUGGAGCCUUGGUGCUCUCUACCCUCCCCCCGACCUCGCGGCGCUCUGAACCUCUACGUAACUCUUCUCACAACAAUAGCCAAAACCACACCACAAACAGUAACUACAACCAUAACCAAACCACUAACUUUAACUACAGCCAGGCCCAAAACAUGAACCACAAGGGAAACCAAGAUGAGGGGGUGGUAUCCAUCUCCCUCUCCUCCCCAAAGUCUCCCACCCAGGCCCCUCCAGACGUGACUGUCCCGUUCCGAUCAGGCUCCUCCAGUCCCCGCGUGGCCAAGAAACUCAGCCUCACCUCCACCAGCUCCACAUCCAGCCUCCAGGAACCAGAGUGGCCAGCCAGCUGCGGUGUCCCCCCUGGACCAGAGCUUUUUUUCGGGGAGAGGGAGCACAGAGGUGGCAGCCUGGAGCCUGGUCUAGGGUUAGGGGAACGGAGACAGUCUUUUGGGAAGGGUGGGCUUGAACCAGGGUUCGGUCUUGGGGAGAGAAGACAGUCCUUUGGAAAGGGAGGGGUAGAACCUAGUUUGGGAUUAGGGGAACGGAGACAGUCUUUUGGGAAGGGAGGUUUAGAGCCAGGUUUAGGGUUAGGGGAACGAAGGCAGUCAUUUGGGAAGGGAGGAGUGGGGCUGGGGGCAGGGGUGACCCCACCGGGGGGGUUCAGGGCGAGGAGUGGCAGUAUCAGCUCCCUGAGUGGGAAGGAAGAACUGACUGACUACCACCAUCGCCAGAGAGAUGAGAGACUACGAGAACAGGAGGUGGAGAGACUGGAACGCCAGCGGCUGGAAACCAUUCUGUCUCUGUGUUCAGAGCUGGGUCGAUCGGAGCAGGACAGGGAGAGGAGUGUUGGUUCUAGUGUCGAUACCGGUGCUGGUCUAGCCGACCUUCAGAUGAUCAACCGGGAACUAGAGAAACUCCAGGUCUCUGACGACGAUGAGUCAGAAUCCGUCUUCUCUGACUCAACUGUGAACGGAAAUGGGGCCGGUAGCGGCUCGGAGAAUGGUUACUACGGUAACGACGAGGAGCGUCCAGUCCGACAGCGACGGAGCAGCGGCCACCGGGACCACAUGGCAGAAUCGCCAGCCAUCAUCCUACGAAGCUCCGCCACCUCGCUCACCGCGCACCUGCCUAGGACUAAUCGGGCGCUGGUGGAGGAGGGCCAGCGGAGGCAGGAAGUGACUCGUGUGGAGGAGGAGAGGAUCCAGGUGCUGAACAACAUGGAGGAGCUGGAACAGAAGAUCAAAGAACUGGACAACCAGAUGGACGAGUCUCUCAGAGAGGUGGAGGUGGAGCGUGCCCUGGUGGAGGCAGAGCAGCAGGCGGAGCUAGCGGCCUUGCAGCAGGAGAGAGAUGCUCUGGAGACACUCAACACCAAGAUGUCUGACACGGAACAACAGGCACAGAACCAGAAGACUCCGGCGUGUGUGUCGCUGCAGGCUGAGAGGGCUAGGGUAGAGCAGCUGUCUCAGAGUGUGUGUGAGCUGCGCUCCCAGCUCCACUGCUGUCCUGAGGCCAUGAAGGAGCCCCUACAGGAGCAGCUCACCAGGAACUCUGAGGUGCUGGAAGCUGAGACGAAGCGUUUUGAGGACCUGGAGUUUCAGCAGCUGGAGAGAGAGAGUCGUCAUGAUGAGGAGAAGGAGGAAAGCACACAACAACUCCUCAGAGAGAUAGCUGACUACCAACGGAGCACCGUCACACGCAAGGUGAGGCUGGUGGCGCUAAAUAAGCAGGCGGGACAGAUUACCCAGCAGGCUCAGCGAGAGAAGGACAGCUUCCUGAAGGAGCGGACCAACCUGCAGCUGAUGGUGCAGAGGGAGAAAGAUAACCUUGCUUCUGUGGAAAAGAAGUAUGCUGACCUCACAGGUGGGCGGGGCUUCCCUCUCAGCCCUAUCAGUCUCAAGGAGGGCUAUGUAACAGUCAGUGAGAUCAAUGAAAUUUACUCCCAGCUGGGGGGGAACCCUAGUCCCGCCCCUGCCCCUGUUCUGGCCAAUCCCUCCCCUGAUUCUGAGCCUAGUCCCCCCACUGACGACAGCGCCCCAAAACCAGCGGAGGACGAGCACUUCCGUUCACUGGAGGAGAGAAAGAGGUUAGUGAAAGAAGGUGGGGCCCACCUGAGUGACACAUUACCCAGGAAGAAGACCACGUCCAUCGUCACCCCUCAGUUCAACUGUGCUACACUAGGACGCAGCAUGCCUAACAAGUCCCAUCAGCCCCUGGUCCAGAGUUCUAGCUGUGGCAGUAUUUUACCCCGGGCCAUGUCUGUCUCCUCCAAUAGAGACACAGAUAAACGGCGCCUGCACAAGGGUCAGCCGAGCUCUCGCGCCGCCUCCCAGUCCAACGUGUACCUGGACACCUACGGUCACUGUGAUAACGGCCAGGCAUACGACACCAUGAGCGUGGACAGCUCUGACUCAAUGGAGACCAGCAUCUCUGCCUGCUCCCCGGACAACGUCUCCUGUGCCAGUACGUCUAACGUGACCAAACUGGAGGAAAUGGAGCGUCUGCUGAGACAGGCUCAGGCAGAGAAGAAUCGCCUCAUAGAACACAAGGAGCAAGAGAUGGAGUCACGCAAACAGGCUCUGGAGGAGGAGAGGAGGAGGAGGGAGGAUCUGGAGAAACGACUGCAGGAGGAGACCAACAGACGACAGAAACUCAUCGAAAGGGAGGUGAAACUACGGGAGAAACAGAGAGCACAGUCCCGUCCUCUGACGCGCUACCUGCCAGUUCGAAAGGAUGACUUUGACCUAAAAGCCCAUAUAGAGUCAGCGGGCCACAGUGCUGACACCUGUUUCCACCUGUCUCUCACGGAGAAGACAUGCCGAGGAUUCCUGGUCAAGAUGGGGGGAAAGAUCAAGACCUGGAAGAAACGCUGGUUCGUCUUUGACCGCAACCGACGAACGCUCUCCUACUUCUCAGACAAGCAUGAGGCCAAGCUGAAAGGGGUCAUCUACUUCCAAGCAAUAGAGGAAGUUUACUACGACCACUUAAAGAACGCACACAAGAGUCCUAACCCGUGUCUGACGUUCAGUGUGAAGACUCAUGACAGGGUCUAUUACAUGGUGGCCCCCUCUCCUGAGGCCAUGAGGAUCUGGAUGGAUGUCAUUGUCACUGGGGCCGAGGGAUACACUCAGUUCAUGGUGUAGAAGGAGCGAUAUGGUCAUGGCGGAGGGAUACACCCACUUUAUGGUGUAGGAGACUUGAUCUGUACACGUCGGAGGGAUACACUCAGUUCAUGGUGUAAAGAGGGGUGCUUCGGAGUGGAAGGAUACAGCCAGCGUGUGGUUACGACGACAGGACUAGCUCCUCUCUUUUCUCUGACACAGAUGGACUGUUGUUUUUAUUUCUGUGUUUUAUUAUUAUAGAAAUGUCCAAGGACGUGUUCUCCAACAGUGUGCCUUAACUCUCACAGUAGCUCCGCUGGGAUUGGCCAGUGUUUUUAUGCAUCAUUAGUAAACAAGCAAACAGAACGGUCAUUUCAAUUCCAGGUUGUGUAGGGUCAAAUGAUCAGGCGGCACAUUACUGAUAUUUACUCAUCCCCAAAGACCUCAGGUCUGUGUGUGUGUGUGUGUGUGUGUGUGUGUGUGUGUGUGUUUUUGCUACGUUGUGAUCACAUAACCCAGAGGUGCUAAUCUUUUUGUAUGAUGUCUUUUCUCAUGAGGCCAAUGUCCUCCAUUGCAUCUUCUAGUGUAGCCAAAGGUCAAGUCAUCUGUGGUAAAAUACAAUACCCAAGGUUGCUACUUGGGGAAUAGGUUGUCAUUGAGAUACAGCCUUAUACAUGUCAGUGGUAGAAUAAAUACAGGAUCAUAUAGGUUAACCCUCACAGAUUAUAAUCAUGCUGGUCGAGCUUUCGCUGCGUAUUUUAUCGUUGACUAACCAGAUAGCUAUAUGGUAGCUGUGAGUUGUAUUUAUCAAAUGCCUUGUUUCAUGUUUAAUGGUGAGCAGCCUUGGCAUAUAGGCUUACUGUAUGUUAGUGCUCAGUCACGAUGCUUUUCCUUCCCACCAUCGUAUACAUCUAGUUAUUCCCUCUCAUCAGUAGAGGAUGACAGCUGAACAGUCUGAGGGACAGAGGAUGACCCCUAAACCAUCCCAACUCAACCCUACCACCUUCUGCAGUGAGUGUAGAACUGAAAGGACAGAUGGAAGCAAAUCCAAUCCAUUUUUGUCACUUGCUUCAUAAACAACAGGUGGAGACUAACAGUGAAAUGCUUACUUAAAUGACUCAAUUCCACCCUGCCCAUUAUUUCUGCUGUAUCCUUUCAGAUAUGAAGCACCCGGGGUCGGGCUAGCCAGGCGUUUGAUUCAUUAUCGGGCAUUAAUGUGCUUUUUAACCAUUAUACAGUGGGGCAAAAAAGUAUUUAGUCAGCCACCAAUUGUGCAAGUUCUCCCACUUAAAAAGAUGAGGCCUGUAAUUUUCAUCAUAGGUACACUUCAACUAUGACUAUCAACUUAAAAAAAAUCCAGAAAAUCACAUUGUAGGAUUUUUUAAUGAAUUUAUUUGCAAGUUAUGGUGGAAAAUAAGUAUUUGGUCAAUAACAAAAGUUUAUCUCAAUACUUUGUUAUAUACCCUUUGUUGGCAAUGACAGAGGUCAAACGUGUUCUGUAAGUCUUCACAAGGUUUUCACACACUUGCUGAUAUUUUGGCCCAUUCCUCCAUGCAGAUCUCCUCUAGAGCAGUGAUGUUUUGGGGCUGUUGCUGGGCAACACAGACUUUCAACUCCCUCCAAAGAGUUUCUAUGGGAUUGAGAUCUGGAGACUGGCUAGGCCACUCCAGGACCUUGAAAUGCUUCUUAUGAAGCCACUCCUUCGUUGCCCGGGCGGUGUGUUUGGGAUCAUUGUCAUGCUGAAAGACCCAGCCACGUUUCAUCUUCAAUGCCCUUGCUGAUGGAAGGAGGUUUUCACCCAAAAUCUCACGAUACAUGGCCCCAUUAAUUCUUUCCUUUACACUGAUCAGUCGUCCUGGUCCCUUUGCAGAAAAAGGUAUGGUGUUCUUUGGAUGCAACUCAGCAUUAUUUGUCCUCCAAACAUGACGAGUUGAGUUUUUACCAAAAAGUUCUAUUAUGGUUUCAUCUGACCAUAUGACAUUCUCCCAAUCUUCAAGAUCUUAAGCCAUUCUUGUGAUUAUUGUGACUUUGCCAUUGUAAUUGUUUGUAAACUUGUGUAGUCAAAUUAAUCUAUGAUCGUAUGCUAUCCAUUUGUUUGUAUGCUGUUCUUUGUAUGACAUUUUAAUAUUUAAUUAUUAACCAAUGAUAUUAGGCCACUCUUGGCCAUGAUUACAGACACCUGUGUCUUUUGACACUAUAUAAACAAGUCAUCCCGCAGUGUUUGUGAUUAUACCCUGAUGAAGACAGCUUGGCUGUCGAAACGUUGGUAUUACAUUUUUGCAUCUGAGCUCCUAGAAUGUGCGGCUCUCUUUUAUUUUCAAGUUUCUAUUCCGCUAGCCAACACCUCGUCUUAAUAGGUGUGCGUUUCUUUUUCUUCUAGAUCGUCUUUUAUACUGAUAACAAGUUCAAACAGGUGCUAUUAAUACAGGUAACGAGUGGAGGACAGAGGAGCCUCUUAAAGAAGUUACAGGUCUGUGAGAGCCAGAAGUCUUGUUUGUAGGUGACCAAAUACUUGUUUUCCACCAUAAUUUGCAAAUAAAUGCAUAAAAAAUCCUACAAUGUGAUUUUCUGGAUUUUUUUCUCCCUAAUUUUGUCUGUCAUAGUUUAAGUGUACCUAUGAUGAAAAUUACAGGCCUCAUCUUUUUAAGUGGGAGAACUUGCACAAUUGGUGGCUGACAAUACUUUUUUGCCCCACUGUAUAUAUUUUUUAAAUGGCAGUUUUAUUUUUAUCAUGCUGUAUUUAUGCUAUUGAUUAUCAAUGCAUGUAUCUUUAUUUCUGCAUACAGAAAAAACAAGAACAUAUAUUAAAGUAAGAACAUAUUGUCACUUAAA